This is a messenger RNA of Colletotrichum karsti, 1554 nucleotides long. Its product is annotated as cytochrome p450. Gene Ontology annotation, molecular function: oxidoreductase activity, acting on paired donors, with incorporation or reduction of molecular oxygen; monooxygenase activity; heme binding. Lineage: Eukaryota; Fungi; Ascomycota; Sordariomycetes; Glomerellales; Glomerellaceae. The transcript is spliced from 5 exons. Bases 1 to 1554 code for a protein of 517 amino acids. The record is from RefSeq and is a predicted model, not a curated record.
AUGUCUCAAGCCAAGGAGAUCUUGUUUUCUACUUUACAUGAGCGCGGUGCGCUCUUGCUCAUCAUUGCCGUCGUAUUUUCCGCAUCAUACAUCUAUCCGCGGCUGCGCAUAAAGCAGCAGCUGAGCCGGAUCCCUCUGAUGGGACAAGAGAUUGGAGGCUACUACAAACGACGAAACGAAUUCUUGAGAGAUCCUAUGAGAUUCUACUGGGAAGGCUACCAAAAGUGCAAGAAUCAGUGUUUUCGCGUCACGCACUAUGAAGGCGAGCGAAUUGUUUUGCCGGGAACGGCGCUUGAUGAGCUUUGGAACAUGUCGGAAGCUGUUCUCAACAAGAAUAAAGCAUAUGAUCAAAGGGUACUCAGACAGUAUACGGGUCUGCCAUCCGGCAACCCCUUCUUGGUGCAUUGCAUCCGCUCAGACCUGACAAGAAAUCUCAAGCGCAUCAAUCAUCAUCUAGUGUCCGAGAUUGAGAAGACAGUUGAUGAAACCAUCGGCCCUUGUGAAGAGUGGACUUCGCAUCCGAUUUACCGGACCUCACUCCGCAUCGUCGCCAUUGUUUCUGGAUCCGUAUACGUGGGCCCAGAGUUCUGCCGCAAUGAGCAGUUCAUCCAUGACAGCAUCCACUUCACCGAGAAUGUCUUGGCCGCGGUGCACAUGCUUCAGAUGUACCCAGGCUGGAUGCGGCCCAUCGCUCGCUUCUUCAAGCGCGAGCGUACCCAGCUUGCCAAAUCCUGGGAGCACCUGAAGGCCUCUAAGAGACUCGUGGUUCCCAUUAUUCAGCAGAGACGGGAAGAGGUCAAGGCCGGCCGCGCAUCUUACGACGACAUGCUAGCCUGGAUGAUGGCAAAGCAGGGUGAAUGGAAGCAGACCGAUGAUGACGUGGCCGGCUCGAUGGUCCAACUCGGUGUUGCUUCCACUCACAACACAUCCUCUACGAUCGCUCAAACGUUGUUCCAGCUGGCUAUUCGUCCCGAGCUGGUAAAGGAGCUUCGGGAGGAGGCCCAACGAGUGUGCGAUCAGUUUGACGGACAACUCAGUCCUGUCGCUUUGCAUGAGCUGAAGCUGCUCGACAGCGUCAUGAAGGAAGCCCAGAGACUGAAUCCUACGACUCCUUCUCACUUCCACCGCUACGUGGAAAAGGACAUCACACUGAAGGACGGCACGCUCAUUCCCGAGGGCAUCACGGUUGAGGCCAUCUUUGCCCCGCCACUAUUUGACCCUGUUCUAUUUCCCGACCCUCAGACCUUCGAUCCAUACCGCUUCCUCAAGCUCCGCAGGGGAGAGACCGAGGAUCCGAAUCACUACAAGAACAAGGAGCAGUACACAUUCAGCCACGCUACCAAGGAGAACUUGGCGUGGGGCUACGGCGCUCAUGUCUGCCCGGGUCGGUACUUUGCCAACAAUGAGAUCAAGCUCAUCUUGGCGCGUAUGCUUCUCCGUUACGACAUUCGGAUGCCGGGUGGAGUGAACGAGGUUAUGAAGCCGCAAAGAGGCGGGAUGGGAUGGACACCUGAUUUGAGAAAGCCGAUUGAGUUUAGAGCUGUGAGGCAAUGA